Molecule: messenger RNA, 1719 nt
Organism: Rotaria sp. Silwood2
Lineage: Eukaryota; Metazoa; Rotifera; Eurotatoria; Philodinida; Philodinidae
Source: the annotation of a GenBank genome assembly
AUGAUUCAAGUUAAACGAUAUUUAAAUAACAGCGACCUCUCUCAGGAAGAAACCAAGAAAUUAAAAACAAUAUAUAAUGAAAGAAAAGUAAUUAAUUCUUUCGAAAAUUUAUCAAAUGAACUUUUAUAUGAAAUAUUCGAUUAUCUUGAUGCUUGUGAAUUAUAUAAAGCAUUUUCAAAUCUUAAUAGUCGUUUUCGUUCUCUACUCACUUCUUCAUUUCUUCGAUUGAAAAUUGAUCUUUCUUUUCUUCCAGAACCUAUACUACAAUAUCGUUCUAAUUGCAUUGUUGCUCCGAACAAACAUCGAAUCUUUUCACUUAUUUUGGCUAAUUUUUAUCUUUUUAAUUCAACUUUUAUACCAUUUAAUAUUGAUUCAUCAUUUAGUCGGCUUGAAUCAUUAGUUUUACAUAAUAUGAAAGCCAAUGAACUCGAAUUACUUCUCAUAAAUUUAAUCUCCUUGCCUCGUCUAUUCUCAUUGACUAUCUAUUAUGAUGAUGAUCUCAAUAUGAUUAGCAAUAUAUACCAAAUAAUUUUCGAUUUACCCAUGUUAAACUACUUUAAAUUGUCAUUUUCCUCGAUUGAAUCAUUUAUUCCUUUAUCAAUAGCUAGUAACAAGCAAUUAAGUAGUAUUAAAUAUUUAGUUAUUGAUCAUUGUUGUAGCCUCAAUGAAUUAAUUGCUAUACUUUCAUAUACACCCCAACUAUGUCGUCUAACUUGUCAACAAGUGAAUGAAUCAAACGAAAAUAUUGUUAAAGAUACACUUCAUAUGAUAUACAGUUUGACUCGUAUUUCCAUUACAAAGUGUUAUGCAGAAUUUGAUGAAUUAGAAAUGUUUCUCACCAUGAUAUCACCUCAAUUAGAAGUAUUACGCAUCAAUACUUUCAAUGAUGUGACCUAUUUAGAUGCUGAUCGAUGGCAACGAAUUAUUUCACAAUUCUUACUUCAUUUAGAUCUAUUUCAAUUUCAAUACAAAGAACUUAUUGAUGAAGAUUUCAAACUAACUGCUUAUCAUGAAUUAAUUAAUCAUUUCAAUUCAUCAUUUUGGAUAAAACGAAAAUGGUUCUUUACGAUUUCUAUUGAAACAGAUUGUUGGGAUGAUAAUGUUAUUAUUCAAGGCCACUUUCAAGAAUACAAGAAAAACGAUGAUUCUAUUAUACUAAACGUUACUGAUCUCUCUAGUACUACUGACAAUGAUGAGCCAUUUAUUGAUAUGAUUAGUCCGAUUUUAGCUAUAUUACCGAUUACUUGUUUAAAUAUUACACUCAAUGAAAUUUUCAUUGGUACAUUAAUUGACUUGAUCAAAUAUUUACCUAAUCUUGAUUCAUUAAUAAUACCAUCUUUAGCAAUGAUACAACCAAGAUAUUUAUCUGUUGAAGAAACAAGAAUCUUUCGUUUGUUAUCAAAUAACAACAAAAUCACUAAAGUCAAUCUUAAGCAAAUGAAUGACUUGGAACAAGGUCAAUUUCUUCUUGAUCUUUGUCCUCGCAUGGAAUAUUUCGAGGUGGAUUGUACAAAUGACCUCUUACCGAAAAAGUUUCUACGAUUUAUUUUAAUGAAAAACUUCAAAUAUAUUGCCAAUUUGUCUUUAUUAUGUCUUAAAGUGUCACAAACGAAUAUUGAUAUCAUGAAGAAAUUAAAAAAUAUAAUUGAAUUUGAACAAUUGUGUCAGAAAUAUACACUCAAACAAAUAGACAAUAGAAUUUAUUUACGAUUGAACUGA